GCAGUCUGCGGCGUUUGCGCACGCGCAGAGCGGCGGGGGCAAGGUUCGCGAAAGAGAAAGCGUUUGGAAAGAAGAGUUACCAUUUUGCAAGAGAACCUUCUGAAAACAAGCAAAACUCCAAAGAGGGAAAAUGCAGAUUUCUAUUUUCACCAUUGAUACAUUUACAGAUCAGCCAUUUCGUGGCAACCCUGCAGCUGUUUGUCUUCUUGAAGAUGAACUGGAAGAAAACUGGCACCAAAAAAUUGCAAAUGAAAUGAACCUUACAGUAACUGCAUUCCUCAGAAAAUUGAACCCGACAGAUGAUUUUGCCAAAAGCUCCCAUUUUGGACUGAGGUGGUUUACCCCAACUGAAGAGCUCCCUCUCUGUGGUCAUGCCACCCUUGCAUCGGCUGCUAUCCUAUUCCACAAUAAGAAAAAUGCGAAUUGCACUCUCACAUUUCUAACGCGGAGUGGAGAAUUGAUUGCCAGAGAAGCUGAAGAUCAUAUAAUCUUGGAUUUGCCCCUUUAUUUCACCCAUCCACAGGAUAUUAAGGAAGUGGAAGAGUUAGUGAAGGCAGCUGUAGGCGAUAAGAGUGUUCAGGAUGUUCGCUAUUCUCCAGACACAAAAAACCUUCUUGUUCGUCUCAGUGAUGCUUAUGAAAGGGCUGAUCUGGAGAAACUGAAAGUGGAUGCCGAAAAACUUCUGUCGGCCGAGAAGACUGGGAGAAUAAAAGGUGUAAUCGUUACACUGAAGGGAGAUGGCCGUGAGAAACAGGAAAGCUAUGACUUCUACUCCCGCUACUUUGCACCUUGGUAUGGUGUUUCGGAGGAUCCAGUUACAGGAUUUGCCCACACUGUUUUAAGUAGUUACUGGUCAGAGCAACUGGGGAAAAAGGAAAUGUGUGCAUUUCAGUGUUCUGCUCGUGGAGGAAGGCUGAAAAUUUCACUUCGGCAGGAUGGAAGAGUAGACCUUGGUGGCCAAUCAAGCAUUGUGUUAAAAGGUGUUCUGACCAUUUGAAGAAAACCAGAUACACUUUCCAGCCAUCAGAUUGUUCCCAUUGCUGCUGAUGUGGAUGCACGUCUUAAUUGGCAAAACGUGACUACUUAAUUCCAAAGGCAUAAUAUUCAUAGUUUAGAAGCAUUGAUUGCACUGUAAUCAGUGAGACAGUUAACCAUCAGUAUAUAAUCAGUAUCAUAGUAAAUACUGCUGUGAAUAUAAGUAGAGUUAAAUUACAAAGAUGAUUUUAUUAAAAGUGAAAAUAUAGGAAUCAUGUUGGAGCCUUAUGCCUAAGUAAACUUGAUGUCUGCAGGAUUCAGAAAUAUGUAUUGCAUGUAAUGUCAGUGCUUUUGGGUUGCUAUGUUGCAGAUCCAUCAACAUGCCUGCUACUCAUGAGUGCAUGGUGCGCAUCAGUGUGCAGUGCAAUUUAAUGCCCAAUGUGUCUCAUGUCACAGUGUCCCUAGCACGCUUGACAAUAUCUUGUUACGCCUUUUCAUGGGUCUGUAAAGGGGUUUUAGCACCCCUCCUACAUACUAGGCCUGUUCAAUACAUGGUUCUAAAUGGUUCUAAAGUACUUACAAAACUAAAGUUCUGGUGGUGAA
This is a messenger RNA of Anolis sagrei ordinatus, 1578 nucleotides long. RefSeq names its product phenazine biosynthesis-like domain-containing protein. Gene Ontology annotation, molecular function: isomerase activity. The record is from RefSeq and is a predicted model, not a curated record. Gene Ontology annotation, cellular component: cytoplasm. Gene Ontology annotation, biological process: biosynthetic process. NCBI's taxonomy places the organism in Eukaryota, Metazoa, Chordata, Lepidosauria, Squamata, Anolidae.